Racocetra persica is the source of this 515-nucleotide messenger RNA. Lineage: Eukaryota; Fungi; Glomeromycota; Glomeromycetes; Diversisporales; Gigasporaceae. The record is from the annotation of a GenBank genome assembly.
AUGAAAGUGAUGAUAAUAUAUCUCAGUUGAUCAAUUAUUCUAAUGAAAGCAAUAAAGAUAACCUAGAAUUUAUGCAUAUUGAUAACAAUAAUUUUUUAAAUAUCAAAUUAGAAAUUAUAGCUAAAAAUCAAAGUGAAGAUAGUAAUUAUAAAUAUUUAACAGAAUUAUUUGAUAGUUUUUAUAAAACUGAAAAAAGUGAAGAAGAGACAGAUGAACCUAAAAUGAUGGAUAUUUUAAUUCCUGGCAAAAAAGAAGACAAAGAAAAAUUUAAAAAAUAUGAAGUCAAAAUUUAUACUCAAGGAUCAACAACAAAUUUUCUUUAUGUUACCACAAUUAGAGUAUUAUUACAAAAUUGUAAACCUAGAUUAAAUGACCAUAACAAUGAUCAAAUUGAAGUUGAAAUUAAAAAUAUAAAUUUUGAAGAUAUUACUACAAUAUUUGAUAAUGAAAAAAUUGUUAUUGAUUACGAUUAUAAUGACGAAGUAGAAAUUACUGCAAAUUCUAAAAAAGUAAAA